CAUAUUGAACUUUUAUCUUUUGUCCGCAGAGCCUUUCCUUCUCGAUGAGAAAAUCCUGCCAAUGCUGGAGGAGGUGGAAGCGCCUCGCGCCGUCCCGGUGCCGCUGGUACCCGGGCACCACGUGAAAAUGGAGCACCCCAGCGACCAGAAGCAAUCCACGCAGUCCCUGUUGCGGGAGUUCGAGACCGUCUACGACGGCAUCGGAGCCCUCACGCCCCCCCAGAGCCCCCCGACGGAGCUGACCACCCUCGAGCCGCUCCUCAAGCAGGUCUACAGCGUGCCCGCCUUCCGGCCGGAACUUCCGGCCACGCCGCAGCCGGACGUGGAGCACGAGCUGGCCAUCGUCGACGAGCUGGUGCGCACGCGCGCCGAAGACAUGCAGUGGCAGUACCCCUCCUCGCCCGGAAGCAGCGAUUGCUCGUCUUCCGCUUCCGAGGACCCGGAGUGGGUCCCGGAGCCGGUCGAGAGCUACGUCGAGGGCGGCUCGAUCGCGAAGUCUGGCAGGAAGAGGUCGAAGCCGUACUCGCGCGGCCAUCCGGACGACAAGAAGUCUCGCAAGAAGGAGCAGAACAAGAACGCGGCCACGCGCUACCGCAUGAAGAAGAAGGCGGAAGUGGAGGUGAUCUUGUCCGAGGAGAAGGUCAUGCUGGACCACAACGCGGAGCUGGGCGCCAAAAUCACGGAUCUGCAGCGCGAAAUCAAGUACUUAAAGGGGCUCAUGCGCGAUCUUUUCAAGGCCAAAGGGCUCAUCGACUAACACCGACAGAUCUACUUUUUUAUUUUUUAUUAUUUACAUGUCAUGCAAAUGUAAUUUGUUUCUUUCUUCAUGUUGUUCGCAUUGUUCGAUAAAUUGUAGUCUUAGGAAGAAUGUUUAAGAUUUUAUGUGGAAGAUUAUCGAUUAUCUGGACUUUCCGUCCAUUUAGUCGAUGAUUUUGAAAGAUUUAUGUUAAGAUAUUAUACUUCGUUUUUACUUCAUCUAACUGUAGAUUUAUUGACAUUAUUACUAACUAAUAAAGGAUGAUUUUAGAUGGGAUAUAC
Molecule: messenger RNA, 1038 nt
Organism: Brassicogethes aeneus
Lineage: Eukaryota; Metazoa; Arthropoda; Insecta; Coleoptera; Nitidulidae
Source: the annotation of a GenBank genome assembly